Molecule: messenger RNA, 2149 nt
Organism: Polistes dominula (European paper wasp)
Lineage: Eukaryota; Metazoa; Arthropoda; Insecta; Hymenoptera; Vespidae
Gene: Nmt
Product: N-myristoyl transferase
Biological process (GO): N-terminal peptidyl-glycine N-myristoylation
Cellular component (GO): cytoplasm
Molecular function (GO): glycylpeptide N-tetradecanoyltransferase activity
Source: RefSeq, a predicted model, not a curated record
UAGCGCAUGCCCAGUUACAAAAUCUAUAUUAAAAUGGAGGAUAAGAAUCAGGUCGUAGAGCGAGAGACUAAAAAGGAUGAAAUUCAUGAAAAAGAUGGGCAUUCCAAAAGUUCCAAAAAAAGGAACCGUAAGAAAAAGAAACAGACUAUACAUUCUACGAGUGAGAAUCACAACAAUGCAGGACACAGCGAAGAAAAAAAUCUUCAAAGCGCUUGCAACAUCUCGAUAAAGGAAAUACAAAUGGCUAUGGAAGUAUUAAACAUGCAGCAAAAGCCUGCGAAAACACAAGAAGAAGCGAUGCAAAAACCUUAUCAAUUUUGGAGUACGCAACCGGUACCUAAAAUGGAUGAAAAAAUUGUGUGCAAUGAACCUAUUGAACCUGAUAAAACUUCUAUAAGGGCAGAACCAUAUUCAUUACCGGAAGGUUUCCAAUGGGAUACUUUAAUCCUUGAAGAACCUUUAGUAUUAGCGGAGUUGUAUUCUCUAUUAUCAGAAAACUAUGUCGAAGAUGAUGAUGCAAUGUUUCGAUUUGAUUAUCCACCAAUAUUUUUAAAAUGGGCAUUACAACCACCUGGAUGGUGUAAAGAAUGGCACUGUGGUGUUAGAGUAAGCAAAAGCGGACGUCUAGUCGGUUUUAUUUCCGCUAUUCCAGCUACUCUACGCAUUUAUAACCAUACUAAAAAGAUGGUUGAAAUAAAUUUCUUAUGUGUACAUAAGAAAUUAAGAUCCAAAAGAGUUGCUCCUGUGUUAAUACGAGAAAUUACAAGGAGAGUUAAUCUUCAGGGAAUUUUUCAGGCUGUAUAUACUGCUGGAGUUGUAUUACCAAAACCAGUCGCAACUUGCAGAUAUUGGCAUCGGUCACUUAAUCCAAAGAAACUAAUUGAAAUUAAAUUUUCUCAUUUGUCACGCAACAUGACCAUGCAGAGAACUUUAAAACUGUAUAAGCUGCCAGAAAACACGAAAGUGCCUGGAUUUCGAAAACUCGUUUAUACAGAUAUUCCACAAGCUCACAAGAUUUUAAGCGAUUAUUUAGAAAAAUUCGAUCUAGCACCGAUUUUUACUAUCGAGGAAUUCCAACAUUGGUUCCUUCCACAAAAUGGCAUGAUCAAUACUUUCGUAGUUGAAAAUGAUGGUAAAAUCACCGAUAUGGUUAGCUAUUACACCUUGCCAAGUUCUAUAAUGCAUCAUCAAGCACACAAGACAUUAAAAGCUGCCUAUAGUUUUUACAAUGUCUCGACCGUAACGCCGUGGCUUGAACUUAUGACAGAUGCUCUUAUAUCAGCUCGUAACUUGGGUUUCGAUGUAUUUAAUGCAUUGGAUUUAAUGGAUAACAAGGAAUUCUUGGAACCUCUGAAAUUCGGUAUUGGUGACGGUAAUCUCCAAUAUUAUUUAUACAAUUGGCGUUGUCCAAGUAUGACGCCUGGAAAAAUUGGUUUGGUGCUCCAGUAGAUUUUCAGAUCAACGUUGUUGACUCUGGAAUGUUAAACGAUUGUAAGCUUGCGUGAGUGAAAGUAAAGAAUGUUAGAUGAGUGUAAGCUAAGAGAAAAAAACAAUAUAAGAUCCAUGCGUAAAAAAUAAAAAACGACGAAAACAAAGAAAGAAAAAAAGUGCGAAAAGCCUCUGUUAUAUUUCUGUGACCACAAGUAAUUAAAAAAAAAAAAGCAACAGCAAGUGAACAUUGAGUAAAACAGCAGGAAAAAGAAUUUGAAAGAAUAUAUGUGAAAAAGAAUCUUACAGAACUGUGAGUAACAAAAAAAUUUGUCGAUAUUUUCGAAUAUCAUUCUUUUUAACGUCCCUGAUAGUGAACAGGACGACGAGACAGCAGGGGCAGGGUCAAGAUCGGUACGGUAUAAAUAAAAUGUUUGCAUGCGCCAACGCGAGUGUAUAUACGUAUAUAUACAUAUAUAUAUACAUAUAUAUAUACACAUAUAUAUAUAUAUAUAUGUGCGUGAUUCGAGCAAUGUAGAUAAAUAUCGUAACGUUAGUAACUUGACCGAGCCACGCAAAGGGUUGGGAACAUAAAACAACUAAUAUACAAUCCGACGUUCUUCGAAAGAACUAUAUUUCCUUUGCAUCUUCUUGGCAAAAUAGAUGAUAAUGCGUAUGUCGCGAGAUAAGAAUGAAAAAUAAAAAAACAAAAAGAAAAGAA